Messenger RNA from Gigantopelta aegis, 618 nucleotides. Its product is annotated as putative nuclease HARBI1. The record is from RefSeq and is a predicted model, not a curated record. NCBI's taxonomy places the organism in Eukaryota, Metazoa, Mollusca, Gastropoda, Neomphalida, Peltospiridae. The transcript has a single exon. Bases 1 to 618 code for a protein of 205 amino acids.
AUGGAUUACGAGUUAUACCAAGAAAUUCUACAAUGCAUAGAGGGUCGAAUCACCAGACAAGAUACUUCAUACAGAAAGUCUCUAUCACCAGGCUUGAAGUUGGCAAUUACGUUGCGUUACCUUUCUGCAGGCGACAGCUACCACUCCCUGAUGUAUGGUUUCCGGGUAGCGCACAACACCAUUUCCAAGCUUAUACGUGAAGUUUGUGAAGCCAUUAUUGCUGAAUUUGCAGAGGAGCUUAUCCCCUGCCCUACUACAACCGACGAAUGGAAGGACAUUGCCAAACAUUUCUCUGACAAAUGGCAAUUUCUCCAUUGUCUCGGUGCCCUGGACGGCAAACAUAUCGCCAUUAAAUGCCCCAAGGGAGGAGGAUCGUUGUACUAUAACUACAAAGGGUUCCACUCCAGCAUAUUAAUGGCACUGGUGGAUGGCGAUUACAAGUUCACUUGGGUGGAAGUAGGAAGUCACGGAUCUGCCGGUGAUGCCCAAGUUUUCAACAACAGUGAACUGAAGGAAGCCAUAGAUAAGGGGGUCCUCCAUUUUCCACCGUCUGAUCCCCUUCCAGAUGAUGACACAGAAAUGCCGUAUUUCAUAGCUGCAGACGAUGCUUCGCCUUAA